CUAGAACAAAAACAAACACUGUCUUUCAUUUAGUCACACACAGUGGUAAGAUUUCCUGAUGUAAGAAGAUCCAGCUGAUGAAACCUCUUUAUUAGAUUAAUAGUGAUUCACGUCCACGCCUCCCCUUCCUGAAACAAAAGCCUGAUAACUCCUCCUUCUUCUAGCUAUGAAACACUCCAUUAUUUCCUUAUUUUGCAACAUUUCCUUCCUCUCCCUCCCUUUAGAUCUACAAGUUUGGACAUAUCUGUAACCACCCUGAGCUGACAGGCUACAUUCGCUGCAGAACGAGACUUGUUCGUGAGCUCAAACUACUUUUAGGUGUAAGGAAGUGAAACUAACAACGCCGCCAUAUCGAGGGGAGAAAUGGCGCAAACUGGAACAGACUUAAGUCAAGAAACCAUCUCUUGUUCCAUCUGUCAGGAUCUACUGCAGGACCCUACCACCAUUCCCUGUGGACACAACUACUGCAUGAACUGUAUUAAAAGCUACUGGGAUCAGGAAGGAAAAAGCAGCUGCCCUGAGUGUAGAGAGAAGUUCAAACCGAGGCCUAACCUGGUGAAAAACACCAUGUUAGCAGCUUUAGUGGAGCAGCUGAAGAAGACUGGAAUCCAACCUGCUCCAGCUGAUCACUGCUAUGCUGGACCAGGAGACGUGGCCUGCGAUGUCUGCACUGGGAAGAAGCUGAAAGCCACCAAGUCCUGCCUGGUCUGUCAGAUCUAUUACUGUAAGAAACACCUCCAGCCUCACUAUGAAAAUCCUUCUUUUAAAAAUCAUAAACUUGUGGAAUCUUCCAUUAAGCUCCAGCAGCUCAUCUGCUCUCGUCAUAAUGAGGAGAUGAAGAUCUUCUGUCGCACGGAUCAGCAGAGUAUCUGUUACCUCUACUUGAUGGAUGAACAUAGAGGUCACCAGACGGUUUCAGCUGCAGCAGAAAGAGCUGAGCGGCAGAAAGAGCUGGAGGUGAGUCGACAGCAGAUCCAGCAGGGAAUCCUGGACCGAGAGAAAGAUGUGAAGCUGCUUCAGCAGGAGGUGGAGGCCAUCAACGCCUCUGCUGAUAAAACAGUGCAGGACAGUGAGAAGAUCUUCUCAGAGCUGAUCCGUUUGAUCCACAAAAGAAGCUCUGAUGUGAAGCAGCAGAUCAGAUCCCAGCAGGAAACUGAAGGGUGUCGAGUCAAAGGGCUUCAGGAGAAGCUGCAGCAGGAGAUCACUGAGCUGAAGAGGAAAGAUGCUGAGCUGGAGAAGCUCUCACGUACAGAGGACCACAACCAGUUCCUACACAGCUACCCCUCACUGCCUGCACUCAGUGAGUCUACACACUCCUCCAGCUUCACUAUCCGUCCUCUCGGAUACUUUGCGGAUGUGACAGCAGCUGUGUCAGAGCUCAGAGAUCAGCUACAGGACAUCCUGACAGACAGAUGGACAAACAUCUCACUGACGGUCACCGAUGUGGAUGUUUUACUGUCUGACGUUUUACCAGAACCAAAGAGCAGAGCUGGAUUCUUAAGACAUGCAAAAGAAAUCACACUGGAUCCAAACACAGCACAUCCACAGCUGUUAAUCUCAACGGGGAGGAGAAAAGCAACAUACAUGAAACAACCACAGCUUUAUUCUGAGCAUCCAGACAGAUUCACCCACUGGUGUCAGGUCCUGAGCAGAGAGGGUCUGACUGGGCGCUGUUACUGGGAGGUGGAUUGGAGCGGAGUGGUGGAAAUAACAGUCUCAUACAGGAACAUCACCAGAGCAGUGUCAGGACCUCGUUCCUCCAGAGUAGGAGUGUAUCUGGAUCACAAAGCAGGAAUCCUGUCCUUCUACAGCGUCUCUGAAAGCAUGGCCCUCCUCCACAGAGUCCAGACCACAUUCACCCAGCCGCUCCAUGCUGGACUUUGGUUCUUGACGCCGUCUGAUGAAUCCACUGCUGAGAUCAUGAAACUGAAAUAGAUGCGAGUCAGUCGGUCGGUUGAAAUGUGACUUUUAGUUUCCAGUUUAUUUCAUCUCCAUCACCAGCUGUCAGUCACACUUAAUAGAUGGGACUCUGGCAUCUCAUUGUUCCACUCUGUCAUCCAUCCAUCCAUCCAUCCAUCCAUCCAUCCAUCCAUCCAUCCAUCCAUCUUCAUUUCUCCCAGCCUCUUCUUCCAGCUCCUCCAGGGGAAUCCUGAGGUGUUCCCCGGCCAGCUGAGAGACUCUUGUGUGCAAUCCAGAUAUGAGUCUUUAUUUUAUUAACCUCAGUUUGUAUGGAUAACAGACGUGUUGUGGGCCAAAUAUUUUACUAAACUGUCGCUGAUGUAACAGGAGUGUUUUUGUUGCGGCUUCAUCUGCUGCUGGAGUGAAACUGGACAGAAAUAAGCGUUUAGUGAAUCUACAGUUAUAAAUGUAGCCUGGAAUGAUUUAUCCUUCUUAUCUGAGCUUUCUACUGGUGUCUGACAUGUAGGUAUAGA
Molecule: messenger RNA, 2432 nt
Organism: Melanotaenia boesemani (Boeseman's rainbowfish)
Lineage: Eukaryota; Metazoa; Chordata; Actinopteri; Atheriniformes; Melanotaeniidae
Product: tripartite motif-containing protein 16-like
Exons: 2
Coding region: 364-1935 (523 amino acids)
Molecular function (GO): zinc ion binding
Source: RefSeq, a predicted model, not a curated record